Didymodactylos carnosus is the source of this 2016-nucleotide messenger RNA. The record is from the annotation of a GenBank genome assembly. Lineage: Eukaryota; Metazoa; Rotifera; Eurotatoria; Philodinida; Philodinidae.
AUGACCGAAUCAAGACAUUCUAAUGGGGCAUUCUCACCGAUUUGGACAACAGAAGGCGAAGCGUAUGUGAACAGUAACUUCAAGGUCGAAAAUGAUUCAUUGAUUGUCGAUGAUAUUCUUCAAAGUAACGAACCUUAUCUAUCAAGAUCGUUUGUAUCAAGUUACAGCAAUCCUACGUAUGAGUGUCUCCGCUCACUUCGUCCAUCUCAGACAAGUUCCAUCGGGGAACAAUUACGCCAUUUGAGACAACGGUUUAAUGAUCGCACAGAAGCAAUCAAAGAGAAAAUUCACCAAGCACCUGAUGACGGUGAAACAUCAAUUGGUAGUGAUAAGCCUGUUCAGCAUCGAUCAGCAUUCAGCGAUGAGGCCGCAUCUGGUAGUUCAUCAAAUGGGUGGCAAGCAAGUUCAAAACGUCAGUUUAAAGUACAAUUGAAAAAAACAGCACUUUCCUUACUACAUCAAAGUGGAAUUCGACAACCAGUUGAUACUGACAUUGAUUGUUUAUCCAUCUUACCAUUAGAUUUAUUUUAUAUUAUAUUUGGUCGUCAAGCAGUCUUUCGUUUACCACGUCUAUUAAAAUUUCAGUCAUUAAAUGAUUUUUUCAAAUGUUGUGAUCGUUGGGUACAAUCAUUUUUUGCUAGUUUAAAAAUUGUGAAAAUAUUUGUAUUAGUUUUAUGGCUCGUAUUAUGGGUACACUUGUAUGCUUGCGUCUAUAUUCUAUUUUCAAAUUAUGAACGAUCUCGUGGUGCCGAUAACAACUGGGUCUAUAAACAUGAAACAAAUCCGCGAAUGUCUGCUUACUCCUACUCAUUCUAUUACUGUUUUAAAAUAGCAUCAACUAUUGGUAAUAUACCUGAUCCGGAAACAUUGUAUGAAUAUCUAUUCGUUACUGUUGGCUAUUUAUUUGCAUUGUUUAUUUUUGCAUUAUUAAUUGGACAAAUUCGUGAUGUAUUUCAGUCAAUGAAUCAAAGACGAGCAGAUUAUCAAAAUAAAGUUGAAAAUGUAAUGAUUUAUUUGAAAAAGUUUGAAUUACCUACAGCUGUACAAGAUCGAGUACGAAUGUGGUUUCAAUAUAAUUGGCAUGAUCGAAAUACGCUCGAGGAUGAUGAUAAAACAUUAGCGUUUUUGCCUACUACAUUACAAACCGAACUUGCUAUUAGCAUCCAUUAUGAUAUACUGUCAAAAGUAGAUAUGUUUCAGGGUGAAAUUGGUAGAGAAAUGUAUAUUGUUAAUCACGGCGUACUAGACGUUUUUAUUGGCGAUAAAAAAGUAUCAGAAUUGAAAGAAGGAAAAGUGUUUGGAGAAAUAAGUUUGUUAGAAGUCGCUGGUGGAAAUCGUCGAACGGCUGAUGUUAUCUCACGAGGAUUUUCUACAUUGUUUACUUUACACAAGUUAGAUUUAAACGAAGCAUUGAAAGAUUUUCCUGAGGCUGGAAGACAAUUGCGAAAGAAAGCAAAAAAAAUGAUGAAGCGUUCGCCUGAUGUUGAAAAAGACAGAAAACAUGCUCUUAUAUCAGAUAACGAAAUUCAUGCUGAACCGAUUAUUGUCGAUUGUCCUAAACAUCAUCCAAAAUUACUCGAUACCGUUAUGAGGGCUGUUGGUAAAGAGUCAAAACUUAUUGAAGUAUUAAAUCAACCACGUAAACCGUCGCUACGACUAACAUCGUCAAACUCAUCCGUUCAUUCAUUCGAUAUUAAAAAUCAGAAAAAUGAUAUUCAACAUCAAGCACAAGUUCAUAAGGAUUCCGUUAGUCAUCAUGGACAAAAUCUGCUUAGUCAGAAUUCAACAACAAAGCGUGUAAAAUCAUUACGAACAAAAUUAUUUUCAAAUCGAUUCCAAAAUUUACCUUCCAGUUCUGUUCCACUGGUUAGUAGUGAUAGGAGUAUUAAUUAUGAGGAUGAGCAACAGCAAGAAGCAGAUGACUUUAAUUAUUAUAUAAAACAACAAGAACACCGGAAGAUGCUAACUACAUCAGAAACAAGUGUCACACUCGUGUUCUCUGAAGAUAUUGUCUAA